GUUACGUCACAUAAAUUGAUAUCGGAGGGAGCACUAUAAAUCAAACCGAAUCACCCGCCAAUUCCCCUGUUAUGAACAUUAUGUCUCAUAUUUCCAACCAUUACUGUUCUCUGCUCAAACUUUGGUGCGAAUCCCAAAACCAUAACCAAAUCAAGAAGCUUCAUUGCUUCAUUCUCAAAACCAUAGCAAACCCAGAAACAUUUUUGCUUAACAAUCUCAUAAAUUCUUACAGCAAACUCAAUAACACUGGGUAUGCACGCCAAGUGUUUGAAAAAAUACCUCAACCAAACCAGUUUUCAUGGAACACCAUUCUUUCUGUUUAUUCAAAAUCCGGAAACCUCUCGAGAAUGCUGGAGAUAUUUAGUCGGAUGCCAAAGCGAGAUGGUGUGUCUUGGAAUUUGAUUAUUUCGGGGUAUGCAUCUCGAGGUUUAGCUAUCGAUGCUUUAGAGGCGUAUAAGUUGAUGUUAGAAGAUGGGGGGAUGAGUUUGAAUAGGAUAACAUUUUCGACAAUGCUUAUAUUGUCUUCGGACAAUGGUUGGAUUCGAAUGAGUAAGCAAAUUCAUGGGCAGAUAGUGAAAUGGGGAUUUGAGUCGUAUCUUUUCGUGGGUAGUCCGUUGGUUGAUAUGUAUGCGAAAGCAGGGUUUAUUUAUGAGGCUGAAAAAGUUUUCAAUGAAUUGCCAGAGAGGAAUGUGGUGAUGUAUAAUACAAUGAUUAUGGGGUUUUUGAGGUCUGGGAUGGUGAGAGAGUCAAGAAGUUUGUUUCAAGAUAUGCCUGAGAAGGAUUCCAUUUCUUGGACAACGAUGAUAACGGGGUUAACACAGAAUGGUCUUGAUAGGGAAGCACUUGUCUUGUUUAGGGGAAUGAGGUUAGAGGGGCUUCCUAUUGACCAAUUCACGUUUGGGAGCAUUUUGACUGCUUGUGGAGGCCUCCAGGCUAUCGAAGAAGGCAAACAACUUCAUGCUUAUAUAGUCAGAACCUAUCACAGCGAGAACGUGUUUGUAGGUAGUGCCCUUGUUGACAUGUAUUCAAAGUGUAGAAGCAUCAAGUAUGCUGAGACUUCUUUUUGUAGAAUGCCAAACAAAAAUAUUGUCUCUUGGACUGCAAUGGUCGUUGGAUAUGGACAGAAUGGCUUUAGCGAAGAAGCUGUUAAGUCUUUCUGCGACAUGCAAAGGAAUGGAGUUGAGCCAGACGAUUUUACUUUAGGAAGCGUAAUAAGCUCAUGUGCAAAUCUGGCGAGCUUGGAAGAAGGAGCCCAGUUUCAUGGUCGAGCACUAGUGUCAGGCUUGAUAUCUUUCAUUACUGUUUCUAAUGCACUUGUGACCCUAUAUGGUAAGUGUGGCAGCAUAGAAGAAUCUCACAAGCUUUUCGAUGAGAUGUCCAUUAAGGAUGAGGUCUCUUGGACGGCAUUAGUGUCAGGAUAUGCUCAGUUUGGAAAAGCAACUGAAACAAUUGAUUUAUUUGAGAAAAUGCUGGAACAUGGUCUUCACCCAGAUGGAGUAACUUUUGUUGGGGUUCUUUCAGCUUGCAGUAGGGCCGGACUUGUGGACAAAGGCAAAGUUUAUUUUGAAUCAAUGGUGACAGAACAUGGACUUACGCCUAUUCUUGAUCAUUAUACAUGCAUGAUUGAUCUAUUUAGUCGAUCUGGUCGUUUAGUAGAAGCCAAAGAUUUUAUACAGAAAAUGCCUUUCACCCCAGAUGCAAUUGGUUGGGCUACACUGUUGAGUUCAUGUAGAACCCAUGGUAACAUGGAAAUUGGCAAAUGGGCAGCGGAGUCUCUUUUGGAACUUGAUCCAGAAAAUCCUGCCAGCUAUGUCUUGCUCACAAGCAUGUAUGCUGCGAAAGGAAACUGGGCUGAAGUGGCUCAAUUAAGAAGGACCAUGAGAGAUAGAGGUGUGAGGAAGGAGCCAGGAUGUAGUUGGAUCAAAUAUAAAAACAGAGUGUACAUUUUCUCUGCUGAUGACAAGUCAAGUCCAUUUUCAGAUCAAAUAUAUACAGAAUUGGAGAAAUUGAAUGCUAAAAUGAUAGAUGAGGGUUAUGUACCAGAUGUAACUCAUGUCAUGCAUAAAGUUGAAGAGUCUGAUAAAAUAAAAUUGCUUAACCACCACAGCGAGAGGCUUGCUAUUGCCUUUGGCUUGAUCUUUAUCCCCUCUGGGCUCCCCAUAAGAGUGGUAAAAAACCUAAGGGUAUGUGGUGACUGCCAUAGUGCAACUAAAAUCAUUUCUAAGAUCACCCAAAGAGAAAUUCUUGUAAGAGAUGCAGUUAGAUUUCAUUUAUUUAAGGAUGGAAAAUGUUCUUGUGGAGAUUUCUGGUGAUAGUUUGCCCACAACUUUGGAUUAGUUACGAGGACUGUUACAUGUAUCAUAGGAGGCAGGAAUAAUCACGCUGGUUCUCUUGAAAGGAUACAUUUACUUCCCAUGAGAGGACUUGUAUAGUAUGUUGAUGGUUUAUCUAAUGGUUCAGAUUAGAAGGGGGAGCCAUUCUCAUAAGUCAUAAGCACUACACUUUGGAGCUCAUCAAUUUCCAUAAGUAGCAUGCAAGCCUAAAAUGGGGAGUAUCUGAUUUAGGAGGAUACAGAUCCUCAUAACAAUAAAUGAUUUGAUUCUUUACCCAGGGCGACGAAUGCAUACAAACACUGCUGGUUUAUCACGCCAGAGCUUUGAAGCCUUCAUUGGAGCAGUCUUUGUUGUCACCAGACGCUCCAUUCCAAU
Molecule: messenger RNA, 2708 nt
Organism: Solanum dulcamara
Lineage: Eukaryota; Viridiplantae; Streptophyta; Magnoliopsida; Solanales; Solanaceae
Product: putative pentatricopeptide repeat-containing protein At1g68930
Exons: 2
Coding region: 72-2312 (746 amino acids)
Biological process (GO): RNA modification
Molecular function (GO): protein binding; RNA binding; zinc ion binding
Source: RefSeq, a predicted model, not a curated record